This is a messenger RNA of Echinostoma caproni, 240 nucleotides long. The record is from the annotation of a GenBank genome assembly. NCBI's taxonomy places the organism in Eukaryota, Metazoa, Platyhelminthes, Trematoda, Plagiorchiida, Echinostomatidae.
GAGUUGGGUGUUGACCUCCCACCCUCGUGCCACAUUCCGGUCACGCUUAAUGGAUCGGGGCAACAGAUCCUGACACCGGCAUCAACCAAGUUACAACCCCGGCCGAAAGAAGAGAGGAGUUCUAGUAGUAAUGUGCUGCUCUCCUUCUUCUACCAUCCAGCUGCACUGACGGCCCGAUUCAAUCAGUGCAGCCUGAUUGAUGGACCAGAGGUAAGUGCGCAGCAUCCAAACGUGGCUUAA